AUGCUAACUCGAAGAGCCGCAGCCCUCUUGGGACAAGGGAGGGAGGACGGCCAAAAUAGUGCAUCUUCAUCACAUGGUCAGCCUCAACAGCAGCGGCAAGGUUCUUCUUCCCCUUCCCUUGCUCCUUCCGCGCGCCCCUUAGGGGAGUUUAAUGGGGGAACGGGGUCGGAUAGGGCACCACCACCGUAUAUUCCGCUACCAGAACCGCUAUGGGAAUUGAGAAGACGCUUUCCAUCAGUUACACGCACGGUGCUCUUACAGUGUAUACGCUGUCAUCGCUGGGUUGCGCAGCCUGUUACCAAGUCGCCCCCACAGGAAAGCGAACCUGAGGUGACAAAAGAGGGAGAGGUGAUCAGUUCAUCCAUAAUUAAGGCGUCAAAUGCAAGUGGAGAGAAUGAGUCCGGUGAGGAGCGUGACGGAGAGGAAGAGUGGCGGUCACCGCGUCUACAGCUGCAUUACGAUAAGGUUGUCGGAUACGUUAAGGGGAACGCUGGGGAGCGUUCGGGGAAGAAAAAGGAACUCUGCCCAUACUUCAUUCCUAACCCAGCCGUCUUUACGUGCCAAUGGACUUAUUGUGAGUUAGAGGACACAUGGUCCGAUCUGCGGGGAAAGUGGCUUGGGGAGCUAUACGCUGCAAUGGGAAGUGCAAAAAAUGAUAAUGAAGGGGGUUCCCGCAAGAAUGGCGGUGUGGGUGAUCAGGAGGAACGGAAACGUCUGAAUCUUCAACUAUCGAGGGAACUUCAUGGUCGGCGGAGCGGCCGCCUAGCAGGGGGACUGCAUGGGACCGCAGGCACGAGGGGUGAGUCAACCAAAGUGCAAGAGUGCGCAACGGAGUCAACGCACAGUGGUGGGAUGGCUGACCGUGUGGAUAAUCUUGUAAGAAGCGAUGAGGCUGUUCUAGCUGCGUUUUGCUGGAUUACUUGCGACAGUUGCGGGAAGCUACGGCGUGUUCAUCAGCCUUUCCCCGGUGGCGCACCUUUUGUAUGCUCGUUAGCGCUUAACAUUGGAUCCUGUAGUGUGCCGGAGAUCGACGGAGUUAGCGCCAUAUUUGGAAGUGCGCGUGGCCACUCGGCCUUAAACAGAAAGUUGGCCUAUAGAGAUGGUGAUGCUGCUCUGCGUGGUGCUGUGAAAUCGGACGCUGCAGUUUCGCAUGCUAAAGCUCGCCAAGGGACAGCUCAAAACUCUAUUGGGAGUCAGGGUUGCCACCCCAACUCUUUAGAAUCUUCGAUUCCUCUUCUUCGCUCGCUGACGGCGGCGGUGCGAAAGAGGUCCCUAGGCGGGUUUAUCAAAAAUAUAUUAACAACGCCAGAUGAAGUGCGCUCCAAGCGGGAGGAGGUCAUGAAGGCCUCUCUCGAUCUUGCAGGGGAGAAACCCAGUGACAUCCCCAAACAGCAGUUGGAAGUGGAAUCCAUCGCUAUGAGACCAAGCGAUCCGACACUAAAGGUAGACCUUGGCGAACCACAUAAGGUUAAGGUUGAGGAAGAUCCCGCGGUUCAACCGAAGCAGACCGGUGAAAGGGGGAAAAUUAGCGCUGCCCCACCUGGAAGCGCACGUGGAGGCGCUGAGGAUGCUAAUAUAGGCGGCGAUGCCGCACCAAAAUGUUCUAGACGGCUUGGGUGUCCACCCCGUCCAGUUAUGCGGCCGUUGAGUAACAGCGCCGAGCGUCACGCAGCAACUGGAAACAGUGCGCAAGGAAACCUAACUACACAACCCGGUGCGGCUCCAGCAAGGAUCAAGACAGAGGGCUCCAUUGGCAGCGGUGUGAUGGGCAUUAACUCGAAACCCAAUGCUAAAUCAGGAACGGACACCGGUCGGACGGCGCGACCAGAAAGCGGACGAGAAGCGGGUAUUGAGUCUAAGUCGAAUUCCUCAGAUGGACAUUCCUCUUUUAGCACAGGAAAUAGCGCGAGGUGUACCCGGCGGCAGCUGAAGCUGACCGAAAUGCUUGCGCAAGUGGACAGUGGUAAAUUGCCAUCUCCCUCUAGUGCAGUGACCGGUAACGUUUCCAAAAACAAAAACGACAACCGAGGCGCGGCGACCGCUAAUCGUUCCCAAGCCAGUGGGCACAAAGCAUCCCGCCGAACCGAUAGGAACUGUUCCAAGGUUGAGGAGGCCAGUACCUCUGAGGAUGAAGAAGGAUAUGAAGUAACCCAUUGGGUCUGCUGUGACGCAUGCGACAAGUGGCGUGUCCUAUCAAAAAAACUUCCCCAUGGGACGAAACGGUGGGAGUGCACUAUGCGUGGAGACGGAACCACGUGUGACGAUACCGAUGACGAAGUCAAAAUGAAUCGUGAGGAAAAGCGUAAGAAGGCGCAUAAGGAGCUUAAAAGGAGGAGGACAUAG
Messenger RNA from Trypanosoma brucei brucei TREU927, 2343 nucleotides. RefSeq lists its product as hypothetical. NCBI's taxonomy places the organism in Eukaryota, Euglenozoa, Kinetoplastea, Trypanosomatida, Trypanosomatidae. The record is from RefSeq and is a predicted model, not a curated record. Gene Ontology annotation, molecular function: zinc ion binding. The transcript has a single exon. The coding region runs from base 1 to 2343 and encodes 780 amino acids.